AUGAGCAAUUAAAAAGAAACCAAAGAUUCUCAGAAAAAAGAUGAAUAGGAAAGCGAUUAAAUCCCAAGAGAUAAGAAAAAGGGAUUCAACUAGUUCACACUUAAAUUUUAUAAUUAAAAGUUAGAAAACUAAUUUGUUUAAAAAAAUACCAAGCUCAGGUAAUCAUAGUAUCUAUGGCUAUAGCUGCAUGUUGUGAUAUCAAGCAUAGUUUUACUUUGCGUUGAUUUCUCGUAUUUACCUCUUAUAAACAUCUUUCUUUCUUUGAUCGUAAUGGCACUAUUGUAUUAUCUACCAAACCAAUAUGUCAAAAUUUUAUGUAUUAUUAUUGUUGUCUAUGCAAGUAUUUCUCUAUCGAUGCUUAGUGAAAGUACAGAUAAUAAGCACCGUAUAUUCCUAAAUGGAUAGUAAAUGGGAUUAUUCUAUAUCCUUAGCUAUGAGUCUUUUGUUACAGAAACUCUAGGUAUAAUAAUAGGAUAGAUUAUUUCUAUAUAUUUCUUAUAAUCCUAUGAUAGGUAUGUUCUCAAUUUCUUGUCUCUAGGAUGUGUUUAUAUCAUCUAUAGAUACAUCCACUCUCGAGGUUUAAGAUCUCUUUUUAUAUUUAAGCAAAAAUAAAAAUAAAUUGGGACUGUUAUUCAUAAAGUAAUGCCCAUUGCUUUAUUCGUUACUUCAUUUGAUUUUAUUACUCAUCAAAUUUCAGUCUAAGAUAUGAAUGUAGCUGGAAGAAAUAUGCUAAAGACGUUUGGCCCAAAAAUAAAUGAGUUAAAAGAAAUUUUUCAGCAAUUUAAAAUAAAGUAGUAAAUAUCCUCUUUUGCUAACUCAAAUUAUUCGAGAAAAGACAAUAGCUUUAAAGGAAGACCAAGAACUGUAUCAUGUGACUUAUUUUAGUUUCUUUUGUAGAAGUUUGUUUACAUCCACAAGUAUAACAACUUCUUCUAAAAAAAAACUUACAUCUUUAAAGAGGAUUAAGAAGAUAUUUUAAACGAUUGCAAUUAAGAGGAAUAAAAGUAAUUCGAAAAAGAUUUUGUUAAAUAAGAUACCCAAAAGAUGACACAAUUAGAUUAGUAAAAUAUUUUCAGAGAUGAUUUAACUAAAUCAGAAUAAUUGAAUUGCUAUGUGAUCUAAGAUUAAAGUAACGAGACUAGAUAUUACUCUGUAAAGAUAAUUCCAACCUUCAUAGAAUAACCUUCUAUCUUAUUAUUAAUUGAAGACCUUAAAAUGAGGAAAUAAAAUAAAUAUUUUGAAAAGCAGUAAACAAAGCAAUCAUAAAUUCAUAAUUUUUUUUUCAGCGAUAUUCAAUAAAAAAUUUAGAAACAAAUGUCAUACAUCAUUAAAAAUAAUUUAUAGUGGUCAAAAAAGAUGUGUAUCAUAAUAAGAAAUUAAUUACUUUCAUACUACCAAUCAAUAAAUUAAUCUUUUAAGCUACUCGCUAAAGCUGAAAAUUUUAAAUUAUCUUAAAUAUAGAAGUACAUUCAAGAGUAUUUUCCGAAUGUUGAGGUAACAUUUGAAAAUGAAUAAUUAAAAGAAGAGGAAAUUGUUUAAGAUUUUCAUCUCGUUUCAUACGUUCUAACUUGUUUCUUUACUUCAGCUGAGAUAUACAAUAAUAGCCUCAAAAAGAAUUUGAAUAGCACCUAAAACAAUAACAGCCAACAAGAAUAAAUGGAUUUUACUAAUAUUUUCUCAAUGCAAUAAUUCAAUUAAAAUAUGAUAGCAUCAAUAAAUCCAUAAUCAGAAGCUAAUAAUUCUCCUAGGCCUAGGCUAAACAGCUUUUAUGAAAAUAUUGUUACUUUACCUAAUAUUGUGAGCAGUAAUACAGCUUUAAAUCUUGCAAAUAGUGCUAAUAACUUAAAUUUUAAUAGUCAGGCCCAAAUAAAUAACGCGAUUAUUAUGAAUACUCAGAGUAAUAAUCCUAAUAAUUAAUUUUCUACAAAUAUAAACAUUCCUUUAAAUACAAAUAACUAGUUUUAAGGAAAUGCAAACAAUUCAUACUACCCAAAUAGUGAAAAAUACAUAAACUUAAACACAAAUAAAAAUAUAAACCCUAAUAGUAAUAGUGUAAUUAACUAUGAUAAUUCUCCAAACAGCAACAUAUAUAUAUCUAAAAAUAACAAUUAAAGUAAUUAUAAAAAAUAAGAAAAUCAAGAUAAAAUAAACAUUAUAGUUAACUAAAAUUAAAAAAGUGCAUUUAGUAACUAAAUGCAAUCAAAUGAAGAUAACUGUUUGACAAUUAAUAAUAAAUGCGAAAUAUCUGCAAUCGAAAUUCAAUAAGAUCUUAAAGAUAUGAAAGAUUCUAACGAUGACAUAUAAAAAAUAAUUAAAUGUCAUAUUGUCAAAAAAAAGUAAAAAUUGUAUGAAUCAAUUGUAUUUUGUUUUGAAAACUAUACAAAAGAAAAUAAUUAUAACCUUAAUUAUACAGAUAACUAAAUAAUCAAUAAAUGGAUUUACCAAUAAAUCAAUAAAAUUAUAAAAUAUAUAGGACCAUGUUAAAUAGAUUAAAAAUAAAAUUCUUUAUAAAUAGAAAUAUUCACUAAUUUAACUAUCUUAUAAAACAAUAAAAAACCAGAAACCUAAUUAUGCAUCAAUUCACAAGAUUAAUCGAAUUAAUAAAUAACAUUAGUUAAUUUGAAAUCAGCCAUUUAAGCUACUACAAUAUUUAAGAAUUCUAAAUAUUAAAAAUCAGGUACUGCCACAUUUGAUGGAGACUAAACCAAUUCCUGCUAAAAGUAAAAUAGAAAAACAGGGAAUAGCUAAUAGCUGAUCGUUAAUCCCUAAGAAAAAGAUUUUAAUUCUUUGACUAUCAUACCAUCUACAUUCCGCGAAAACUUAUUGUGUACUGUGAGGACUUAAACAACGUAAAGAGCAAAGCUUUCAAUAGACACCGAUAAUAUAGAUGCAGGAACUAAUCAGAAAGCUCCUUCUCAAUAAAGCUAGAAUGGUAAAUACUAAAUCAAUUUAUCUUCAGAAAAAGGUAAAAAUAACCCAAACUACGGUGUUAUAAAAUCUGACGAACACUUAAGAUCAGCAUGUCCUAAAUCCUCUCAUAUUACUUAAAAUUAUCAUAAAAUUCACAUGUAAAAAUAUGGCAAACUUCUUUCAAAGGAAAUAGAAAAUGAAAGAAUCGUAGAAGUCUCCAUGACAGAUUCUAAUAAUAUACCUUCUAGACAUAGAAUCUCUACAGUUACUUAAAAAAUAGAUGAAGCUAAAAGUGAAGGGUUUCCUGAUUCUAACAUCAAAAGAUAUGUAUAAACUUACUAAUGA
Tetrahymena thermophila SB210 is the source of this 3255-nucleotide messenger RNA. Its product is annotated as transmembrane protein, putative. Lineage: Eukaryota; Ciliophora; Oligohymenophorea; Hymenostomatida; Tetrahymenidae. The transcript is spliced from 4 exons. The record is from RefSeq and is a predicted model, not a curated record.